GAAGCCGCCAUCGAAGAAGAAAAUGCGGAAGUUGGCCGUUUUUCCCAAUUGAACUGCCGCAGGUGUUUGGUGAAGUGAAGCAGCGUCCUUUGGAACAAAGUUGACGCCAUGGAAUGCUUACUUUUUAUAGGGUGACACCACGUGUGUUGGUGUUUGAAAAACAAGAAAAUGGAGCAUCUAUCGCAUACUGGCACAGUCGGAGGAGUAGGAGGUUCGGUCAAAUUCAAACUGUGGCCAGAAAUGCUGCUGUCAGUCCUUGUUUCUGCCGCAGCUGUGGUUGCUGUCGGUGUGUUUUGCGCCUUCCUGGACCCCAUACUGCAAGUUUGGACUGUUGCAGAGCUGCGGGCAGAAAGGGUCAUUGAAGAGGAUGGGACAGAGGUAAGGAUGUUGGCAGGUUUCUGGAGUAUCCUGGUUCUGUCACUAUUGGCAGGAUCCAUUUGCUGUUUCUUCUCAUGGACUGUGGCCUACCUAAACUCCUACAAAGCAGGCAUAGUGCCACCAACAGUCACACUUCUAUGCAGAGACACCCUUGAGCAAGGUUUCCUCGUUGAUUAUGGUGUCGCUAUCCUUAACGGAGUCAUGGCAUCGCUUACGGUCAUCUGGAGCAUGACCUGACAAUAUCUGAUAUCAUAUCAUCAUAUCAUAUAACUGCCUGCAAAACAAAGUUCUCUCCAGUAGUGUUACACAUUUAAACUUGGUUAUUUUUCCCAUUUGCAGUAUGUCAAAUAAUAAAAUCCACUGUCAUUAUGGAUUACGAACUAAAGCGUGUACAUUUAAGUAUUUAUGGUUCAACAAAAGCAAGUUGUAGUUAAUUUGUUUGCAGACAUUCAAAACAAGACCUUUUAACCUUUACGUACAUACUACCUACUGUUUGAACCCAGAGUACAUGAAGAAAUGUGAUGACCUUUAAAUUCUCUGCAAGCUCUUAAUCUUGACCCAUAACUCCGACGUCAAUGCAAAAACCAAACGUGAUAUGCUUUUUGGAUUUAAAACAGAUUCAGUAUUUUGGUAGGCUCCAGCCUUGGUGGUUCCUGGACAUCUUAACCAUUUCCUUUCAUCGGUGUGUGAAGUAUGGGUCUUCUACUAGACCUUGGCAAAGUCGCUAUACAGUACAUCCAAAUAACUUAUUUAAAUCUGCAGUUCUGCAAUGGCUUCAAAAGACCCAAUUUAUGUAAAUCUCCAAUUAUUCUUCUGAGUUCCUUGAAUGUUUGCCAUUGUUCUGAAUCUUGGUAGAUCCAGUGAGUCCUGUUAAACACAUCCUUUUAUGCUGCCAAAGAGACACCAUCAGCUGCAGUCACUUGUGAUCCGCUGACGUCAAGUUAGGUCAGGGCAUUCUGGAACUUUCAGAAACAUUUAAAAAGAUUUAGGUAUAAUCUUUGCAUGUAUUUGAACCUGAAUAUAUACUGUAAUUUUGACCCACUGUAAAAAAAAAACUUAAAAUGUAUUAAAGUGUCCACCCAAUGUUUGUUUUAAAAAUCAUUGAAGAUGAAUAGUGCUAUCAUUCCAUCCUAGAAAAGGAAUCGUUCAAAUAAAUAAAUGUAAGGGCCCAGAGUGAAUAAGACCACCGGGAGCCGGUUAGAGUCAUGUUCUUCAACUUCUCCAGCGAUUUCCAACACCAUCCAACUGGCACCGCUGCAAGGGACACUGAAGGAGGCCAGAGAGGAUCGUCACCUGGCCUUAUAGACCAUUCAACCACCUAAGGCUGUGCACCUGUACUUCGGAUGAG
Dunckerocampus dactyliophorus (ringed pipefish) is the source of this 1726-nucleotide messenger RNA. It is a transcript of the gene arl6ip6, whose product is annotated as ADP-ribosylation factor-like 6 interacting protein 6. Lineage: Eukaryota; Metazoa; Chordata; Actinopteri; Syngnathiformes; Syngnathidae. The transcript has 4 exons. The record is from RefSeq and is a predicted model, not a curated record. Bases 169 to 615 code for a protein of 148 amino acids.